UAUUUGUGAAUUGUGAUUGAGAGGAGUAGAUAGAUAGAAGCACAGUGCGGCAGCUACUAAAACCUACCAAUAAAAACUCUCUCUCUUCUUCACUCUCAAUUAGAAGAUAUAGAUAGGAAGAGUGUGAAGCCUUAGCUCACAACCAUGGCUCACUAUUGGUCUUCUUCACCACUUUCCUUUAUUUUCUCUAUUCUCUUCUCUUACACCCUACAAUGAACCAAAAUUUCAACCUCUUCUUCUCAGAAGAAGAUGGUACCACCGUAUGCCCUUGAUGCUCUUUAUUGCUCAGAGGAGCACUGGGAGGACGACGACGACGACGACGAAGAACAAGAAACGGCUUUUCGUUUUGAUAACCAAUCUUACUCUAAUUUAACAACAGAAACAAGUUCUCCGAUUCUGGCUGUGGUGGCACACCAUGACCUGUUAUGGGAAAAAGAUGAACUAAUUUCUCUGUUUUCAAGAGAGAAGCCUAAUGAACUUUUUAAAACCAUUCAGAUUGACCCUUCUCUUGCUGCUGCCCGACGAACCGCUGUUGAGUGGAUGCUGAAGGUUAAUGCCCAUUACUCCUUCUCUGCCCUCACUGCGGUUCUCGCCGUUGAUUACUUAGAUCGGUUUCUGUCCUGUUUUCAUUUCCAAAGAGAUAAGCCAUGGAUGUCUCAACUUGCAGCUGUUGCUUGUAUCUCUCUUGCUGCCAAAGUGGAGGAGACUCAAGUCCCUCUUUUAUUGGACCUACAAGUGGAAGAUAGUAGAUAUCUGUUUGAAGCCAAGACCAUUAAGAAAAUGGAGCUUCUUGUGCUCUCUACGCUGCAGUGGCGGAUGAAUCCUGUUACCCCGUUUUCUUUUGUGGAUUAUAUCACAAGAAGGCUUGGAUUCAAGGACCAUAUGUGCUGGGAAAUUCUUUGGCAGUGUGAACGAACUAUUCUCUCUGUUAUUUUAGAGUCAGAUUUCAUGUCCUUUCUUCCCUCUGCAAUGGCCACCGCUACAAUGCUGCACGUUUUCAAAGCUAUGGAAGAACCCCAUUGCAGCGUUGAUUACCAUUCCCAGCUUCUGAACAUCCUCGGAAUCGACAAGGGAAAUGUGGAAGAAUGCUGUAAACUGAUCUCAAAUGCAUCUAGAAGGAACGGAAACCAGUUCAACAAACGUAAAUUCGGGUUGUCAAUUCCAGGGAGCCCGAACGGCGUGAUGGACGUAGCAUUCAGCUCCGAUAGCUCGAACGACUCGUGGUCAGUGGCUUCGUCGGUUUCAUCUUCGCCAGAGCCAUUAACGAAGAAGAACAGAGUAAAUGGAUCAGUGACUGGAGAUUGUGAAACAUUCCGAACGCUCUCUUAAUUAACUUCCCUUUUCUUUUUUCCUUUUUUCGUCGUAAUCCUUGUAUGUUGAAUAAGAAUUAGAAUCAAUCUUUUUUUUUUUUUAGUGAAAUUAUGCAUGUUAAAUUGCCUUACCAUCUCUGCAGUUGAGGGAAGUUUAAAACGCAGAGAUGACUGGCAUUUUAUCCGGAUGCAAAGGUCAUGAGAACGAAAACUAUUAACAAUGAAGAGCAGUUUAAGUUGUUUAAUCAUCA
Messenger RNA from Cucumis sativus (cucumber), 1561 nucleotides. Its product is annotated as cyclin-D3-3. NCBI's taxonomy places the organism in Eukaryota, Viridiplantae, Streptophyta, Magnoliopsida, Cucurbitales, Cucurbitaceae. Gene Ontology annotation, cellular component: nucleus; cyclin-dependent protein kinase holoenzyme complex; cytoplasm. The record is from RefSeq and is a predicted model, not a curated record. The transcript is spliced from 4 exons. Bases 250 to 1329 code for a protein of 359 amino acids. Gene Ontology annotation, molecular function: cyclin-dependent protein serine/threonine kinase regulator activity. Gene Ontology annotation, biological process: regulation of cyclin-dependent protein serine/threonine kinase activity; mitotic cell cycle phase transition.